Messenger RNA from Pipra filicauda (Wire-tailed manakin), 2045 nucleotides. RefSeq names its product phospholipase D family member 4 (gene PLD4). The record is from RefSeq and is a predicted model, not a curated record. Bases 73 to 1620 code for a protein of 515 amino acids. The transcript is spliced from 11 exons. Gene Ontology annotation, cellular component: phagocytic vesicle; endoplasmic reticulum; trans-Golgi network membrane. NCBI's taxonomy places the organism in Eukaryota, Metazoa, Chordata, Aves, Passeriformes, Pipridae. Gene Ontology annotation, molecular function: catalytic activity. Gene Ontology annotation, biological process: hematopoietic progenitor cell differentiation; phagocytosis.
GCCCCUCGUACAUGGAGUUGGGAGUAACAUCAGAGUGCAGCAGGACAUCCACACAGAAGGAGAUCUUCCAGGAUGAUUGUGAAAAAGGCAUUAAAAACAUCCCUGAGGUUUAAUGAGUCCUCCAACAUGAAAUUAGGCGUGAACAAUCAAAAAGACAUCAAAACGUUUCAAAUCUUAGGGGCAAUUUUGAUGCUUGGCGUUGUUGUCGCGAUGACUGUUUACUUCCUGAGAGUGGACAGCACAAUUGAUCCUAAUGGAGAAGAAACAGUUGUCAGCAUUUACAAAGAGCUGGAGGAGGAAGAAGGACUCUACGGAGAUCUCCCAAGAACCACAAUAGCUGAGGAGGACACCAUUAAAUCCAAUGACUCCUGCAGCUUUGACCUGGUGGAAAAUGUUCCUUAUGACUUACCCUUUGAGAUAAAUAGCACUGCAGCCAAACCCUUGUAUCAAGCUUGGAUGAGGUUGCUUGAUCUAGCCCAGGAAAAAAUUCAUGUGGCUUCUUACUAUUGGUCUCUUACCGGGAAGGAUAUCAGUGUCAAUGACUCAUCUUCCAAGCAGGGUGAAGAUAUUCUGAAGAGGUUUGAGAGAUUACUCGCAGAGAAUGUCUCUGUGUAUGUUGCAGCAAGUGUGCCAACUUUGGCUACAAAGUCAACAGACCUUGAACUUUUAGAGGAAAAAGGGGCUCAUGUGAAAAAAAUUGAUUUUGGACAUUUGACAGGAGGAGUGUUGCAUAGCAAAUUCUGGAUAGUAGACAUGAAACACAUAUAUAUUGGUAGUGCAAACAUGGACUGGAGGUCUUUAUCUCAGGUGAAGGAGUUUGGUGCUGUGAUAUACAACUGCAGCUGCUUGGCCAAAGACCUCUGGAAAACAUUUAGUACUUACUGGGAUCUUGGAUAUGCUAAUGCUACCAUCCCAUUCCCUUGGCCUCUUAAUUAUUCUACCCACAUUAACAACCGUCGGCCUCUGGAAGUAGAAUUUAAUGGAAUCUUGACAAAAGCCUAUUUUUCUGCUUCUCCUCCAGCAUUUUGUCCAAAAGGUCGCACCCAUGACCUCUAUUCUAUAAUCAGUAUUAUCAGUCAGGCACAGAAGUUUGUGUACGUUUCUGUUAUGGAAUAUUUUCCCACCAGCCGUUUUACUCAUCCAAGAAGAUACUGGCCAGCCAUUGACAAUGCUCUGAGACGUGCAGCUUUCAACCACAGAGUGCAAGUCCGGCUCCUGGCCAGCUGCUGGACACACUCUGACCCAGCCAUGCUCAACUAUCUGAGGUCCCUGCGUGCUCUCAACAACCCACAUGCCCACAUCAGGGUCGACGUGAAACUCUUCAUUGUUCCAGUUCUGAAUCACACAAACAUUCCUUAUGGGAGAGUGAAUCACAACAAAUACAUGGUCACUGAUAAAGUAGCCUACAUUGGGACAUCCAAUUGGUCAGAAGAUUACUUCACUAAUACAGCUGGCGUGGGACUAAUUAUCAAACAGAAUUGGACCAAUCUGCAAAGAAGGCAACUGCCUGUCCAGGAACAGGUAAAAAACCUUUUUGAGCGAGACUGGAAUUCCAAAUAUGCAGUGAAUCUGGAAGAUGUGCAGGGACAGAAAGACUGUAACUGGCAAGGCCGACUCUGAAGUGAAUUGAAAAGUGCACUUAAAAUAAGAACAAAAAAAAUACAUUUGAACCUUGUUCCUGUGCAAAUCAAGGAACGUUCUUCUUUUUGUCUUUGUCAGAGAAAUCGCUUCCUCAUGGUGUCCACAUUGAUAAUACGAGAAUUUCUGAUAGCUGACUAUACCCGUAAAACCAUUAGUCAGUGUGUGAUGUUUAAUUUUUUGUGUGAUUACCUUAUCCCAGAGUUAAUAAAAUGCAUACAGUGUUGUAUGACAAGCUGUCUGAUACUAAUGUAGACGCGGAAGACCUUAAUAUACCAGAGACCACUACUGCUGUGCUAUUCUAUCUUAAGAGAUUAUAUAUUUCAACCUAAAUGCUCCAUUAACAAUGUUUGCUUACAUGUGUUUAAGCAUAUUUUUAAUAAACUCCUGGCCACUUUAAGAUUUGA